AGGUUUUACUUUGGUUUCUUUACGUCGCGCCAUGUGCUGUAUUGUUUAGGGUCAUGCUUAAAACAUGAAGGUCUGCUGUCAAACAUCUGUCAGCUGAGGUUUCUUGUUCGGUCUCCAGUGAGCUCAACGGUGCCGAAGGGACGCUGAAGCGGUAGAACACUAUUUUCCAGCUCAUUCUCAUGUUUUAUUGGCGAUUCCUUCCUUACCAUCAUCGGGUCAACCGAUAAGGUCCGAUCAUAAUACAGGAGACUAUCGUGAGAUAAAGCUUGCCUCCCGUGCUUUCGUUCUGCUUCUUUAUCUAAUCACUCAGUUAAACAGCUCUUUUCCCCGUUAAUCUAGGCUGUGUUUGUGUCUGCGUAUUACGCAUUGAGCGUCGAGCUAGUAACAAAACCAGCCAAAGUUAUGCAAAGCCGUUUUGUCAGGUCGCAAAGUUAUUGGCAAGCCUCAAGUGAACGAACCGUGGUGUACUCACAAAUACCAAGUGUCAUGACAGCUUCAGCUGACGCAGCGUUCGGCUGGGCGUUAAACGUUAACUCCGGACCUGUGCUAGUACGAAGCCAUCGCCUUUAACAGACGUUACGGGCCAAAGGUCUCUUCCCUUACCUAACACAUCCUCACGAGCUCCACGAACGCUGUGGGAGAGGACAGACGGCGCUGUCAAGGUCUCGACUGGAAUAUUAGCAUCUUUUUGCCAGGUUAAUCUCAAGUUCAGUCUCGAGACUUUUAGGAGAAAGGUCUUUUGCAUGGUGAGAACUGCUGCAGGGAGAAAAGCAUGGAGAGCAAAGUGACGCAGAUCUCCCGAGAAGAUCUGGAGGACCUGAGAGAGGCUUUCAACAAAAUCGAUAUCGAUAACAGUGGCUAUGUGAGCGAUUUUGAACUUCAAGAGCUCUUUCGAGAGGCCAGCUUUCACAUUCCGGGAUACAAGGUACGAGAGAUUGUGGAAAAGUUCAUGGCAGGUGACACCAACAAAGACGAGAAGAUCAGUUUUGAAGAGUUCGUUGCGAUAUACCAAGAAAUGAGAAGCAAAGAGGUGAGAGAAACUUUCCGCAAGUGCAUCUCCAGGAGGGAUGGGAUUCGUUCGUUUGGAGGAACAUCAAAGAUCUCAAGUGAAGGAACUCAGCAUUCUUACUCAGACGAAGAAAAAGUGGCCUUCGUGAACUGGGUCAAUAAGGCUUUGGCGGAAGAUCCCGACUGCAAGCAUCUGAUCCCGAUGGACCCAGAGACUGACAGCUUAUUCAAAUCUGUGAAAGACGGAAUAUUGCUGUGCAAAAUGAUCAACCUCUCGCAGCCGGACACCAUUGAUGAGCGGGUCAUCAACACGAAGAAAUGCACUCCAUUUACAAUGACGGAGAAUUUGGUGCUGGCUCUAAACUCUGCAUCGGCUAUCGGAUGCACGGUGGUCAACAUCGAUGCUCAGGACAUGAAAGCAGGAACCCCUCACCUCGUGCUUGGCCUCCUCUGGCAAAUCAUAAAAAUCGGCCUCUUCGCUGACAUUGAAAUUUCACGCAACGAAGCUCUAAUUGCUUUGCUGGAUGAGUCAGAGGAGCUCGACCACCUGAUGUCUAUGUCCCCCGAGGACCUUUUGCUGCGAUGGGUCAACUAUCACCUCAAAGCCGCCGGCUGGGAACCAAUCAGAAAUUUCAGUGAUGAUAUUAAGGACUCCAGGGCAUAUUUCCACCUGCUUAAUCAGAUCUCGCCUAAAGGAGACGGGGAUGACGAGAUGAGGAUCGACAUUGACAUGUCUGGUUUCAAUGAGAGUGAUGAUGAAAGGCGAGCAGAGCUGAUGCUGAAGCAGGCAGAUCGUCUGGACUGCAGACAGUUUGUCACUCCCAAAGACGUGGUGGCAGGAAACCAGAAGCUCAACAUGGCCUUUGUAGCCAAUCUUUUCAACAUGUACCCGGCCUUGAACAGACCCGCCAGUAAUGGCAUUGAUUAUGCAAUUGAGGGGGAAACGAGAGAGGACAGGACGUUCAGAAACUGGAUGAAUUCUCUGGGAGUUACUCCACAUGUCAACCACCUGUACAGCGAUCUGCACGACGGUCUCAUCAUUCUUCAGCUGUAUGAGAGAACCCAGGUUCAUGUUGACUGGACUAGAGUCAAUAAACCUCCCUAUCCAGUACUGGGAUCCAACAUGAAGAAGCUUGAGAAUUGUAAUUAUGCGGUCGCACUGGGCAAAAAGGAAGCAAAGUUUUCCUUAGUAGGAAUCGGUGGUGAGAAUAUCAAUGAAGGAAGCUCCAUGCACACUCUUGCAUUGGUCUGGCAGCUAAUGAGAAGGUACACACUAAAGGUUCUGUCUGACAUCGGUGACGGGGAAAAAGUCAGUGACCAAGUAAUUAUCGACUGGGUUAACAACACCUUGAAACAAGGCCAGAAAGACUCGCAUAUUAACAGCUUCAAGGACAAAUCAAUCAGUACUAGCCUUCCGGUGAUUGAUCUGAUCGACACCAUCAUGCCCAAAGCCAUCAAAUACGAGAUGGUGAAGACCGGCGAUCUGACGGCAGAGGACAAGCUAAACAAUGCAAAAUAUGCGAUCUCAGUGGCGCGUAAAAUCGGAGUCAGGGUGUACGCCCUGCCCGAUGACCUUGUGGAGGUCAACCCCAAGAUGGUGAUGACGGUGUUUGCAUGCCUUAUGGGGAGAAGCUUGAAGAAAGUAGAUGGCUGACCUUUCUUGAAGGACGCCGUCAGAAAGCACAACCCUCACUUUGCACUUUUUCUUCUCUCGACUUCCCUUCUGCCUCAUUCACCAAUACUUUCACGCAUUAGUUUUUUUUUUUAAACAUUUCUUUACGGAUACUUCAUCUUUGAUUAAUAGACCUCCUGUUAAUUACGUUUCACUAAUCGUUUCAUUUCUCCCAGCUCAUGCGCUACAAGUAGAUUAUUAAAAGUUGACGUUAUUUUCUUAAAGGAACAGUUUACCCAAAAAUGAAAGCGUGCGUUGCGUCACUGCGGUGAAUGGGUGCCGUCAGAAUGAGAGUCCUGACAGCUAAUCCAGGCGAAAAGCUGCAUGUUUCUAAGAAAC
Molecule: messenger RNA, 3019 nt
Organism: Puntigrus tetrazona (Sumatra barb)
Lineage: Eukaryota; Metazoa; Chordata; Actinopteri; Cypriniformes; Cyprinidae
Gene: pls1
Product: plastin 1 (I isoform)
Exons: 16
Coding region: 773-2662 (629 amino acids)
Biological process (GO): actin filament bundle assembly; actin filament network formation
Cellular component (GO): cytoplasm; actin filament; actin filament bundle
Molecular function (GO): calcium ion binding; actin filament binding
Source: RefSeq, a predicted model, not a curated record